Oikopleura dioica is the source of this 1770-nucleotide messenger RNA. The record is from the annotation of a GenBank genome assembly. Lineage: Eukaryota; Metazoa; Chordata; Appendicularia; Copelata; Oikopleuridae.
AUGCCGGGAAGGCAGUCUGAUUAUACUGUGGUGCAGCAAAUCGGAGUCGGAAGCUUCGGGACGUGUUGUUUAGUGAAGAGACUUGUCGAUGGCCAAAAAUUUGUCUGGAAAGAAGUCCGGUAUGGAAAUAUGCGGGAGGCGGAAAAAGAGUCGCUUGUCAGAGAAGUGAAUCUUUUACGCGACUUGAGGCACCCGCACAUUGUCCGCUACAUCGACAGAAUCGUUGUCAAAUCUUCUUCAACCCUUUAUCUUGUGAUGGAAUACUGCGCAGGCGGCGAUCUAGCGCAAUUAAUUCAAGACAGAAAACAAAAACGCCUCGCCGGGCGGCUCAACUCAAUGCUACCUCAAGAAUUUGUACUCAAAGUAUUUUACCAGCUGCUAUUAGCGCUGAAAGAACUUCAUCAAAAUCAACAAGGAAAAAUUCUUCAUCGCGAUUUGAAGCCCGCUAAUGUUUUUCUUACCUCGGCGAUGGGUGAUGUUAAAUUGGGAGAUUUCGGACUUGCCAGGGUCCUCUCUUCCGAAGUGUCCAUGGCAAUCUCCUACGUCGGCACUCCCUACUACAUGAGCCCAGAACAAGUGGCAAAGAUGCGCUACAACGAGUCGUCCGACGUCUGGUCCCUCGGCUGUCUCAUUUACGAACUUUGCGCGCUUCAUCCUCCUUUCACCGCGAAGGACCAAAAAGAACUCUACGGCAAGAUCAAAAAGGGAGAAUUCAGAAGAAUACCUCACGCGUACUCGGAGGAGUUGUUUACUACAUUGAGUAGUAUGCUCAAACAGAAUCCGGAAAAACGGCCUUCCGUCGAAAGUCUACUUCAAAUGCCGUACAUAAAUCCAACUUUGAUGAUGCCCAAGCCAAAACGUUCCACGACGCCAAAAGUGUCACGUGUUAGCUCGUUGAAGCGAGAAAGCACUGCUAGCAGUGCUACGAAAGAUUCGAUAAACUCCAGCGGCUACAAAUCUUACGACACAAAUAACUCAACGCCGAUUUCAAAGCCCUCUCCUCCGAUUUCUAGUCAACGACCUUCCAGUCUCCCGAAGCCGAUUAGAUCCGGGUCGAAUAACAACGUGCCGUAUCUAAAUCUUGCCGGUGACAGUCCCUCUCCAAUAAAACCACUUGAAAGGAGUCCUUCGAAAAGAAGGAAAACAGAACUCGAGCUCAAAAUUUGGGAAGAACGCCUUGUUCAGCGCGAAAAGUCAUUAGAUGAUCGGGAAAGACGACUAAACGAGCUGCAGAAUGAGCUCGAAAAGAAGUCGCGCGUUCUCCAACCAGUCAAGCCUACCACGAACUCUCCAAGAACCAUCUUUGCUAAUAAAAUCUCAGAGGAUGAAGCAACUAAGGCAGUAACUCACUGGUGGCUUUGGAGAUAUGCUCAAGUGAUGCAGCAAAUCGUCGGUUCUGAUAAAUGUCCCUCGCUUCUCAAACUUUUCUCAGAAGCCUUCUCCUUUAUUCAAAAGUCGUGCAUCAUGGCGGAACCUGGCACUAAGUUGCUCUUUCUCAUCGAGGCCGCUCAUACGACCCUCGAUUUUUAUCAAUACGACGCGGCAGUCAAAUGCAUCAACGAGUUCCAGGCGUUCUAUGGAAAGACAUUCUCACUUUCUGGAGCUCUUGGAAAAAGAACGCGCUUCCAGCAAGACAGUCUUGCGCAGCUUUAUCUCAAGGUCGAAAAUGAUGAUUCGAAGAAGCUGGAAAAGUCGAAAUACGACUGUGUCAAACGAAACGGAAGUAAAGUCAUUGAUGUUGCACUUGAAGACGAAUCAGUUAUGAGGUAA